Drosophila serrata is the source of this 1944-nucleotide messenger RNA. RefSeq names its product ras-related protein Rap-2b. Lineage: Eukaryota; Metazoa; Arthropoda; Insecta; Diptera; Drosophilidae. The record is from RefSeq and is a predicted model, not a curated record. Gene Ontology annotation, molecular function: GTP binding; GTPase activity.
GCUUCGUGUUGUUCUGGCUCUGCUGACCAGUAUUCCAUAUGCACCGAAGCCGAAACGGAAGCAAACGCAGCAACAGUCCACUCUCAGACAUCAGAGGAAAAGCGCCGGACUUGCAGAAUUCUUCUCGUCCAGUGAGAACAAAGUGAAUAAUUUUUUUUUGCGAACUGUGUGAUUGUGUUUUUAAGUGCGCUGUGAGCCAGGAAGCUUAAUAUUCAAAAAUUAAGAAACUGAGAGAGAAAUCAUCUCAACUGCCUAAAAAAGAGAUAAUAAAACGCUGCGACGCCUCUUCCAAUGUUUAUGUAAACGCUGAGAAGCGGCCAACCGAGACGCUGGGACACUGAGAGAAACGAAUGCGACGAGAAUUGGGGCGUUGAUUUGCGACAGCCAAACCGGAAAUCAGCACAACCAGCUGCUGCCGGGACACGCGGAAACGAGGACACAAGCCAAGCAGGACACGAACGCAAAAGGAUUGCAAGAUGCGUGGCCGUCACUUGCGUCGCCGCUUCAGCCUGCAGCCCUCAUUCAUGAAGGAUGACAACGCCGAAGAUAAGCCCAAGCGCGACAAAGUGGGCAGAAACAACGCGGUGGACGACGCCAUCGGACCCGCCAACGCCCGCCACAAAAUCGUUGUCAUGGGCUCGGCCAAGGUGGGCAAGACAUCAAUAAUCACACAGUUUCUGUACAAUACAUUCAGCACCAAGUACAAGCGAACCAUCGAGGAGAUGCACCAAGGCAACUUCUCCAUUGCCGGCGUUAGCCUCACCCUCGACAUCCUGGACACCGCCGGCUCUUACGAGUUCCCAGCGAUGCGAGCUCUCUCAAUAUCCUCAGCGGACGCCUUCAUCCUGGUUUACGAUGUCACUGAUGCCAGCACAUUUGAGGAGGUGCGCACGAUCCGCGACCAGAUCCAUGAGACGAAAGCCACCUCGGCGGUGCCUAUUGUGGUCGUUGGAAACAAGAUCGACCUCCUGGCUGACGGUGAAACGGAGCGCGAGGUUGAGUAUGCCACCACUGAAUCGGUGGUCACGGUGGACUGGGAAAACGGCUUCGUUGAAGCCUCCGCUGCAAGUAACGAGAACAUUACUCAGGUGUUCAAGGAACUGCUGGCCCAGGCAAAGAUAACCUACAACCUGAGUCCAGCGCUACGUCGCCGCCGUCAGUCGUUGCCGCAGCAGAUUGGUAAUAAUGGGCCGGGAACUCCUCUGCACCACCACCAGCAUCAUCAACAUCAGGCGCAGCAACACCACCACAACGCAGGUGGCGGAUCGGCGUCCACUUCUGCGGCGGCGGCUGCUGCGGCGUCUGGUUCCGGAAGCGGCGGCCAUGGAUCCCACGCCCCCACACCCGCCCAACUGCAGCACCUGCAGCGCAUCCAAGAGCGGAGUCUGGGCGCCAAACGCAAUUCGUGCAGCAUCUCCUAAGGAUCGCGAAAAGGUAAACUAAAUGGUCUCCUACAAACGGUUCUCAGUACUUUUUCAAUAAUGUAAAACAAAAAUCCACAAAUAUGCAAAGAAUAGACUGGGUCGAGUGUUAGGAGUGGCAACCAAUCUUUUCGGGCUCAGCUAGCAAGCGUAGUUAUUAUCUGAAACGUAACGUAACGUAACGUAGUUAUUAAUGAAACCUAAGGAAAGGAGAUCUUUGUCUAAAGUAAUAAAUCAAAAAUUGUAUUCCCAAUACGUAGGUUUCCUGGGCAUCUUAGAAACUUUGCCAAAAACUUGUGUUCAUGGUCAUUAUAUUUCUAAUUUGAUCUUAAAUCAUUCCGCUUAAACUUUCACCUCAAUGCUUAAAGAUUGGUCUCCACUCCUACUAUUUCUAACCAUUUGACAUCUAACCGAAUUGGCCCACACUAUCGUAGAGCAAUCUCGACUUAAAUGUACCUCUCUCUAUUGCUAGUGUUGCUCUAAUACUUUAGUACCUAUCUUAAGCCUCUGGUUUCUCAAAACU